This is a messenger RNA of Colias croceus (clouded yellow), 1542 nucleotides long. RefSeq names its product elongation of very long chain fatty acids protein 7-like. Gene Ontology annotation, biological process: very long-chain fatty acid biosynthetic process; fatty acid elongation, saturated fatty acid; fatty acid elongation, monounsaturated fatty acid. The transcript is spliced from 7 exons. The coding region runs from base 101 to 1108 and encodes 335 amino acids. Lineage: Eukaryota; Metazoa; Arthropoda; Insecta; Lepidoptera; Pieridae. Gene Ontology annotation, cellular component: endoplasmic reticulum membrane. The record is from RefSeq and is a predicted model, not a curated record. Gene Ontology annotation, molecular function: fatty acid elongase activity.
UUGCAUUAAGAUAUCGAACGCGCGCGCAGCCCCACGGAGGCUCUGAUUUGUUCUUGCUCUGUGUCACAGUGAAGUCUGUGUUUUCAUUUGGAUUAAAAGGAUGAACGGCGCGAGUGCGAACACCAACAUGUCGAUCGUAGAUUCUUACCGAAGGUUCAUGGAGAGGAACAGUGAUCCUCGUACAGAAAACUGGUGGUUGAUGUCGGGUCCAGGGCCUCUCAUCACGUUGCUAGCGACAUACUUGUACUUCUGUACAUCCGUGGGCCCUCGGUACAUGCGAGAUAGGAAACCGUAUUCAUUGAAGAACACAAUUGUUGUGUACAAUGUGUCGCAGAUUUUGAUGAGCAUCUUCUUGGUGUAUGAGGGUUUAGUAUCGGGUUGGUGGAAUGACUAUAAUUUCUCAUGUCAGCCCGUCGAUUAUUCAGACAGCCCGAAAGCAAGAAGGAUGGCAGCUGCAGUCUGGUGGUACUUCUUUGCGAAAAUAAUCGAAUUACUGGACACGAUAUUCUUUGUUUUGAGGAAGAAAAAUAGACAGAUAUCGUUCCUCCAUCUUUACCAUCACACUAUGAUGCCUAUUUGCGCUUGGAUUGGUACUAAAUUCUUGGCAGGUGGUCACGGAACGUUGCUGGGUGUGAUAAACUCCUUUAUCCACAUCAUCAUGUACUCAUACUAUCUGAUUUCUGGUCUUGGCCCACAAUACCAGAAAUUCCUUUGGUGGAAGAGACAUGUCACCACCUUGCAACUGAUCCAAUUCUGCAUUAUCUUCUACCACAACUUCAGUGUCAUGUUCUGUGACUGCAACUACCCCAAAUUCAUCAACUUUUUACUGUCUCUCAACGCUGGAAUAUUCCUCUAUAUGUUUGGCAGUUUCUAUUACAGAAAUUACGUAAAAUCUGACGAAAGAAACUAUAAACCUAUUACAAAUGCAAAUGGUUUUUCAAAUGGUGUUUCAAAUGGAGUAUCAAAUGGAGUGUCAAAUGGAGUAUCAAAAGGACUGUCAAAUGUAGUGUCAAAUGGAGUAUCAAAUGGAGUGUCAAAUGCUAUUUCAAAUGUAGUUUCAAAUGGUCUUUCAAAUGGAGUUGUUAGUGGAAAAUUGAAAGAGUCUUAGUUAUAAUUGCUCAAUUAUUUUAAGAAUAUUGUUAUGUGAUUUAGUUUAAUUAUAAAUAUAGAUUUUAAUGUAAGACUUAAACAAUUGACAAUGACAUUUACCGACACCACUUCAUACUGUACCACCGCAUUUUCCAAGUAGUAUCAGAGUUGCAAGAAUGUCUAGUGUUUAAAAUGAUAUAAUUCAUUAAAUUAAAGAAGAAGUAGAACAUUACUAUUUAAAUAUUAUGAAUUUAGAAGCAUGACACAAAAUAGUAACACCUAGGUACUUUUUAUGUGAAACAUCAAGAUGUGAAGUAUUGUGUCUUCAUAGCUUAUAGCCUUGCUUAUAGCUAAUCGUUAAAGAAUAUAGAGACAGUGAUUAUGUAUCAAAACUUAUUUACUCGUAAACUAUCUAUUGGAAAAUUUAAAGGUGUAUUCUCAGUAGUUUCAUGA